UAUAUGGCUGCUGCCUACUAAAUAACAUUAACUGUCACAUUUUUAGCAUCGAUGCAACGCAGGACAUAUUUUCUGCCGGCCGUAUGGUAAACGAUGCAAUAAAGGGAGAUAUAAGAAAAAAUGCAGAGAAGAAAAUAGUUCUUGUACAUGGAAAACCCCAUCUAUGCCUGUUUGCCAUCAAAGACAUUUCAGUAAAUGAGGAGCUGCGGUUCGAUUACGGAGUGCCAAAUUUACCAUGGAGAAAGGCUGGUGAAGACCUUGUCAAUCAUGAGGGAAACGCCGUAACAAAUGUGAAGUCACAGAAAGAUACUACUCGUAUGUCUGAUGAAGACGUGGCCCAUGAAGUUAGAAAUGGCGACAGACAUUUGGAGUCCCAAGCCGAAAUUUUUGCUGAUGAAGAUGUAGUCUACGAAGAUGGAAAUAGUCUGAGAACUGUGGAUUCACAGAACGAUACCUUGGAUGAGGAAGAUAUGAGCCACAGAUCCAGAAAAGAAGACAGGCCUGUGGAACAGUGCCAAGCCGAAGUUGAAGCUGAUGAAGAUGUAGUCUACAAAGUAAAAUAG
Dreissena polymorpha is the source of this 563-nucleotide messenger RNA. RefSeq lists its product as uncharacterized. Gene Ontology annotation, molecular function: protein binding. The record is from RefSeq and is a predicted model, not a curated record. The transcript has 6 exons. NCBI's taxonomy places the organism in Eukaryota, Metazoa, Mollusca, Bivalvia, Myida, Dreissenidae. The coding region runs from base 84 to 563 and encodes 159 amino acids.